Mangifera indica (mango) is the source of this 1823-nucleotide messenger RNA. RefSeq names its product probable mediator of RNA polymerase II transcription subunit 26c. The record is from RefSeq and is a predicted model, not a curated record. NCBI's taxonomy places the organism in Eukaryota, Viridiplantae, Streptophyta, Magnoliopsida, Sapindales, Anacardiaceae. The transcript has 9 exons. Bases 444 to 1526 code for a protein of 360 amino acids. Gene Ontology annotation, cellular component: nucleus.
GUGCAUAUGAGAAUGGAGUAAACCUUGGUGGGAAUAGGUCUGUUGACCGAAAACAAAUUCAUCUAGCCAUCUGUUUGCGGGGAACAUACGAUUCCACCAUCAACCCUCCACAAACUUUGAUCUUCACUUGACUUGAUGCCCUCUAACAUCAAAAACAAAAUAAAAUUUAAAAAAUUCCCUGUAUUUCUCUCUAACUCAGAACCUAUUUUUGCUUAUUUUCUUUUAACAAAUUUUGCUUUCAGAUCUACUUCUCUUAAUUGCCUUUUUAUUUGAUAAAAUUUUUAACCUUUUUCUGUCAGACUUUCUUCAUUCAUUCAUUAACUGGUUGUACUGUGUUUUGUCUUUAGAUCUGGUCAUGUAAACCCAGGUUCUGUUUAGAAUUAAACGUCACUUGUGUUCCUUUUUUUUGAUAAAUUUAUUUAUUUUUAUUAUUAAAAUUUUCGAUGGAUUUGGAUGAAUUUCGAUCUAUUCUUGACUCGGCGAACAUGGACGUGUGGACGUUUAUUGACACGGCGAUUCUGGUGGCGUCGCUGGACUACACGGCAGAGCUGAAGCAGCGCCGGGAUAAGAUUGUGGAGAGGCUUUACGCCACGUGUAUUUCUACGCGGUGUCGAAACUGUGACUUCGGUGACCGGGGAGAUAGUCGGCCUAAUGGAGAUGACAUUAAGAUUGAGAAGGAGAUUGAACAUGACGGAUUGAAUAAAGGACACGUGUCGCCCUACACUCCCCGUUCAGUUGAUGAUGAUGAUAACGAUCAUGAUCAAGAUGAUGAUGUGGAUCCUUAUUGCGGUCUGUUUGAUGAUGAACAGAAAAGAAUUCUUGAAAUUAAAGAGCAUCUUGAAGAUCCUGACCAGUCUGAAGAUUCUCUGAUUGAUCUUCUUCAAAAUUUGGCAGACAUGGAUAUGACAUUCAAAGCUUUAAAGGAGACCGAUAUCGGGAGGGAUGUGAAUCGAUUGAGAAAGCAUUCAUCAAAUGAUGUUCGAAAAUUAGUGAAGCAUCUUGUUAGGAAAUGGAAGGAGAUUGUAGAUGAAUGGGUGAGAUUGAAUCAACCCGGAGAAAUUGGAGCCUCGGCAAUAAUGGAUGGAGACUCACCCCAACAAAAGAUUCCCCAGAAUGGGCAUCACCAGGUUCCUGAUUUUGCAUACUCUCCAAAUCCUCAGAAUGGAAGUUCGGGGUCAGACAGGAAUAAUUCAGAGCUGGAAAGGAAGCCAAAACUGAAUCUGAAUACAAACCCGAAUCUGUCCCGGAAAGAAGCUGCUGCUUCUAAACCUCCAACGGCUCAUGUUCCUGCAAGUGUACAGCGGAUGAGAGAACAACAACAGCAACAAAAGGAAAAAAAUUUUGAUUCCGAUAGGCUUGCUUCAGCUAGAAAACGGCUUCAAGAGAGCUAUAAAGAGGCUGAAAAUGCCAAAAAGCAAAGAACAAUUCAGGUGAUGGACAUUCAUGAGAUACCAAAGGCAAAGCCAAAAAAUUCCUUCUUUGGAAAGAACAAAAGCGGUGGACCACAAGGAGGCAGGCAUUGGUGAAUGAAUUCGGAAAAGACAAGAUCAUCCCACAAAAAAAAAAAAAAAAAAAGGGCGUUUAUGGGUACACCGGAAAAACCCAAAGACCGGUUUUUUAUUAUUUCUUCUCUUCUUUGUGAAGAAAAAACAAUUUCCUCUUGAUUAAUAGCUAAGUAAACAAAGUAAAAUAGGUUUUCUUUUCUUCUCCUUUUUGUGGUGGGAAAAAUACGAUCAUAUUAGGGUUAUAUAAGCUUAGAUGUAAUUUAUUUUUGGAAAUUGAGGGAUGAAAAAAAAAAAAGAAUUAAAUACUUUUAAUCGGGA